CAUCUCCGCUGCGGCCGCCUCGCUCUCCGCCGGCCGGCCGCCGCCCGCCAUGUACAGCUCCUACUCCUCCGCCGCCGCCCUCGCGCUCAGGGCCACCGCCAAGCCAUCCUCCUACGCCCAUUCCACUUGCCACCACCACCACCACCACCGCCACGGCGACGGCGAGUGCCACCAGCAGGAGCUGCUCCCGCUGAACCCUCGUGCGGUGGUGGGGCCCCGGUUUAUUCUCGAUGGCUACCUCCUCCGCCACUCGGCUCACCUCCUCCUCCUCUCCGCGCGGCUCCGGCCCCCACCCCCGCCGCAUCCGCCCCCGCCCUGUUGCCGCCGCCGGAGUGUACCGGCCCGCGGCUGCUGCUGCUGCGGCGGCGGGAGGUCCAUUGUUGGGCACGUUUCGUGGCGAUUGGAUCCGCGGGGGUGCCGGCGGAGCGGGCACGGCGCUGGGGGCUCGGAUCUCGGAGGCGUUUACCGUCGACUGGAGGCGCGUGGGUGCUGCUGCGGCGGCGGCGGAAGGUUGGAUCUCGGAGCGAGCUGUGGGCGGCGGGGUGCGCCGAGGCUGGUGGGGAGGGCGGUGCGGCAGGAGGUGUGGGAGUACGAGGGUGGCGAGUGGCCGCACGCAAGUUGUUCGGUGGAAUGCCACGCUGACUGGGAAGACGAAGAGGAGGAUUGUGGUCUUGUUCGGUGGGAGGCGCCGAGGAGGUUCCAUUCCAGUAGAAGAAGAUGGGAAGAGGACGGCGGUGAUAGAUGUAGGGAUUGUCAUCGGAGGAAGGAUGCAGAAAGCGAUCACUAUGGUGAAGAUGAGUAUAGUGGCCGACGAGGGGAGAGGAGGAAUACGAAUGAGAGGCAUGGUAGGUUUAGAGAUUCUGACCAGAGGAGGAGGGAUCAGAGGGACUACCAUGAUGAUGAUGAUUAUCUUGAAUUCAGGCGAUGGAAGGAGAGGAUGGAAAGGAGAGACGCUGAAUUUAAUGAUACGGUUACCAGGAGGCGAGUUGAAGAUGGAAGAUAUACCGAGGAUGACAGGGGAUAUGAUCAGAGAAGAGAAAGGAGGGAUUUUGGAUAUGAGGGUCCAGUUGAUGUCAGGAGACAAGGAGCUGGUAGGUACACAGAGAAUAACCAGAGGUCUGAUGGGAGAACAGAGAAUAGGGAUUAUGAAGUUGAUGUGAGGAGAGAAGGAAGGCACCGUAGAAAUGAUGAUCAAAGAUUUGUUACACAACACCAGCAGAGAACUGAUGAUACAGAGGAGGAAGAUGCUUCACUGUUGGAAUCACGUCGUUGGCAUGAUGAAGAGUAUGAUUAUGAUGAUCAUCGAGACAUUGCUGAGAGGAGGUACUACUCUGGGAAUAGGUCCCAGAAAUCUGCAAGAACAUCUGCAUUGCAUAAUGAUGAAUCUAACAGGGCUUCGAGCUCAAGGAACACAUUUGAUACAUGGGUUACAAGAAACAAGACAAAUUCAGCCUCGAGGGUGCGGUGGCAUGAUAAUGAGGACAGUCGAGCUGCGCGGACAUCUGAAGAGAGAGACCAACGGUAUUCUUCCUCAGUGGGUCGAUCGUAUGAUGAGAAACAUGAUUUUAACCAAGACGAUGCGCAGCUUGUCAGAGUAAGAGAAUCUAGGACAGGAACACGAGAUGUCAGGGUUGUAACUGAAGAUGAUACCAAUUUGGCCUCUAGUUCAAAGAACACCUUAGUAUCAAAGCACCGUAGCACUGUAGAUCAUAAAUCAACAGUACGGAAGGAUGACUCAAGGAAGAGCACGGAGCUAUCAGAAGUCAGAGGUACCAACACUGAACAUGAUUCAAGAACACAAAACUAUCACCAGGAAGAUAGUCAAAGGUACAUUGAAAACAUGGGUAGUGACACUAGAACACAGCUUGAUCAACAUGAUGAGGUGGAUCAACAGAUGGUUGCACUCACUGACUCACGGAGAAGGUCUGAAAAGCUCACAGAUAUAAAAAUGGAUAAUACUUGCGAUGUUAGCAGGACCUCUCUCACACAGAGAAAUUAUGAUGAAGUGAACCAGAUGGAUAUUGAUGACAGAUCUACUUCCGUUCACAAUAUAACUCAUAUUACAAGAGACAAGAAGAGGUAUGUAAAUGAGCAGGUAAUACAUGAAACAGACAUAGAUAUGCAGAAUGUUAGGCAUGUUGAUGUUUCCAAAGUUCAAGCUAGUGAUAUUUCUGUAUCUAGGAAUUCACAAAAUGCUUUGGAAACUAGAUCUGAUAUCGCAAAUAGCCAGCUAGAACAGAUCCAUGCUAGCAAUAGUCCUAUGGUUGGAGACCCACAAAGUUAUCUGGAGGCUGCACUGCACAACCAGGUACAGUCAACUUCAGCUACCAAUAUUGUUAACACGACAGCAGAGAAGCAUGGACAAGUUGAAUUUACUAAAGGUAGUACCAAUAAUGCUGUUAUAGUAAGUAUGUCUGAAAGUCAUAUGCAAACAAGAAUAAAAGAUGAACUUCAGUCAACUUCACCUGUAAAUACUAUUAGCAGUGUGCAAGAGCAGAUUGAUCUUACUAAAAUCCAUACUAGUGAUUCCACAGUUAUUAGAAGUUCCCAUGGUCUUGAUACUACAAGUGGUCAAGUUAGUAGAACUUCAGCUACAAAUUUUGUUGACAGGACAAGCAAGAGCCAAGAUAAGAGGGAUCAGCAAAGGACACAAGUUUCAAGUCUAGACAGAAAUGAUCAGUUAAGAUCCAAAUUUUAUGAAUCAUCCAAGGACACUAGAGAAAGUCUAGCAAGAUUGAAAGAGACUGGGAGAUUGAUGGAACAAAAUGUGGGUUUGAACUGGCAUCAGGGAGGGUCAAGCAGAAUUUCUGAUGACACAGAUAUUGCUACUUUGGAAAUACAGAACACUGAAGAUGGAGACAGAUCAUCUAUGGUAACUGUUGACGUGGAGAAAAUACCAAUGAUGAUUGGAGGAAGUGAACAAGAAGUAACGAGUGAUACUACUGCAGGAAGCAGCAUACCGAGUGGGUCGAGUGCAAGACAGCCUGUGAAUGAUAGCGUAUUAGAAUCAGCUGCGCGAUUGGAGAAAUCAUCUACGUUUCAUGUUGGACAGUUUGUUGGUGAGGUCCGCAAAGGAGUCUCAGAUGCAGGUACUACUUUAACAAGGAAAAGUGACAAGUCCAUAAUGGAAGGAACAAGAUCAUCAUCUAGAUCUAGAAUGAGGGGGCCAUCAGAUGAGAUGUGGGAUGUCCAAAGUGCUACUUCUCAAGAGACCUUUAAGACUGCUGAUAAGGAGGAAGGUUCCUCAGUUGAUGGAGGUACUACCUCGACUUCUCAGACACCCAUGAAUGAAAUUGCUCUUGCUAGAAAAGUUCACAAGUCGCUCUGGGCUUAUGUUGCAGAUAUAGUCCGUCUUGGUUGGAUUCAACGUGGGGAAUCUCAUGACUCUAGCAGCAACAGAUCAGUUAAGAAAAGUUCAUCAAGUAAUUCUCAGAAUACCGAUGGUUGGGUUUCUAGCCAGGAACGUGAUAAUGAAGGCAUACAAAAGAAAAAUGAAAAUCCUAAAUCAAAAGAUCAGUAUCUGAUGAAGUCACGCACUGGAGAAUCACUAAAGAGAGAAAGCUUACCUACUGGUUCACAAAGUUUCCAAAUAUCAGAAGCUGGCAAUGUACCUCAAAUAGAUACAUCUGAAGGAAACUUUAUAUCCAGAACUUCUAAAGACGAUGUACACAUGACAGCAGAAAGAGAAAAACAGUCAGAUGUGGCUGCAUCAACAAAACAAAAUUUGGUUGGAGGCUUUCCUGAGGACAGCACAACAACAUUAGAUGUUAUGCGAGAAAAAAUUCUUGAACAUGAAGCUGCUAGUUCAUCCGUGAUCAUGACAAAGGGUUCUACUGACAAUGACACUGGUAAAGGUGCGAUUGCUGGCAGCACCUCUUCAAUGCCCAUCAGCGCAGAGAGAGUUGGUUGGACCGCAGGUUCAGAUGACUGGAGAUACUAUCCUUCAGGUGCUAUGGCCCCAUAUCGUCAUCCUCAUACCCAGGUAAUGAAGCCUCAUGAAGAUACCUCAGCUUUUACCCUAGAAUCACCAGAGUUGCCUACUGGUGGUCCCACAAGGUUUGAAGAGAAGAUUAUUGUAGAAGAGAAUCCUGAAAUUAUCAGAACUGAAGGGAAAGAUGCGGAAUUUAAGAGGAGAAAAUUUCAGAGAAAUAAGCAGGUAAUGAAGGAGACCUUUGAUGAAUGGGAAGAAGCAUACCAGCGAGAUGCUGAACGGAGAAAGACUGAUGAGUUAUUCAUGAGGGAAGCGUUGCAUGAAGCUCAGAGGGCUGCAGAUAUGUGGGAGGUGCCAGUUGGAGCAGUGCUAGUACAGAAUGGAGAAAUUAUUGCUCGUGGAUGUAAUCUAGUUGAAGAUCUCAGGGAUUCAACUGCACAUGCUGAAAUUGUUUGCAUUAGAGAAGCUUCUAACAAACUUAAGACAUGGCGCCUAGCGGAUACAACGCUUUAUGUAACACUGGAGCCUUGUGCCAUGUGUGCUGGUGCUAUUCUUCAAGCUAGAGUUGAUACGGUUGUAUGGGGAGCCCCAAACAAACUUCUUGGAGCUGAUGGCAGCUGGGUUAGGCUUUUCCCUGGUGAUGUUCAAACAAGCACUUUGGAUUCAGCAAACCCAAACCAGGAUUCUGGACCUGUCCACCCUUUCCAUCCAAAGAUAUCCAUAAGGCGUGGCGUUCUCUCCACCGAGUGCUCAGAGAUAAUGCAGCAAUUCUUCCAUUUGAGGAGGAAGAAAAAACCUAAGCCGGAGUCCCCACCUCAUGCACACCAGCCAGGGCGCAAUCAUCCAGUCAAGUUCUUCAGUAAGAUGCAUCACAUGUUUGGCACAAUCUUCUGUAUUUAGAAGCAUUUCCUUUUCCUUCUAAAUUAAUUUGUCACGUUAAUUUCAGUCCCCUUUGUUUUGUGUGUGCUCUUUUUCCCCCCUGUUUCUCCUUGGUGCACUGAGUUUGCUGUAUAAUGUUAGAUGGGCGGUAAUUUGGGCCGAGGAAACCACCAUCAGUUUUCGCUGGCUUCGUGUGGUACUGUGGUUGGUUGGUUAGACUGUAGUUGUACAUUAAUAUUCCACUCUGUAAGCACCGAUUCUGUGGUGGUGGUUUUCCAUUUUAUUUCUCUUAUCUUUUUGGGAGGACAGAGGAAGGAAAUAAAUUGUGAAUAACAGGCCGGCAUAUGCAGUCUGCUUACUUGGAGAUUGUUUAUUUAGUUAGUUGCAUCAUCGAAGCUGAUAAAUAGCUUUUGGCCUUGCAGUGGAUGCAUAUCUGAAC
Messenger RNA from Oryza brachyantha (malo sina), 5249 nucleotides. RefSeq names its product tRNA(adenine(34)) deaminase, chloroplastic. The record is from RefSeq and is a predicted model, not a curated record. Gene Ontology annotation, biological process: tRNA wobble adenosine to inosine editing. The transcript has 4 exons. Gene Ontology annotation, cellular component: chloroplast. Bases 50 to 4831 code for a protein of 1593 amino acids. NCBI's taxonomy places the organism in Eukaryota, Viridiplantae, Streptophyta, Magnoliopsida, Poales, Poaceae. Gene Ontology annotation, molecular function: tRNA-specific adenosine deaminase activity.